Molecule: messenger RNA, 513 nt
Organism: Musca vetustissima
Lineage: Eukaryota; Metazoa; Arthropoda; Insecta; Diptera; Muscidae
Product: dual 3',5'-cyclic-AMP and -GMP phosphodiesterase 11-like
Exons: 4
Coding region: 109-513 (134 amino acids)
Source: RefSeq, a predicted model, not a curated record
CAGCAACAACAACAUAAUAGCUACUCACCAUCAUCCUGCACACAGACAACAACAUUAGGUUUAAAUCCAUUAUCACCACAGAGGCACUAUGAUCCGGAAUAUGCACGCAUGGAGGCGUGGAUGGAUGAACAUCAGGAAUUUGUUCAGGAUUAUUUUAUAAGAAAAGCCACACGCCAGGUUGUGGAUGCCUGGUUGGUAUCGCAUGCAACAUCAGCCGGCAAUGACACAUCCAAUACAUCACCCACACAUCCAAAUGGACAAAAUUGCUCAUCACGUGGUGGUUCGGGAGCCACAACACCAGUUAGAAAAAUAUCUGCACAUGAAUUUGAACGUGGCGGUUUGUUAAAACCUAUCGUCAAUACUAUCGAUGGCACCCCCACCUUCCUGAGUAUAGGGACGACAAAUGAUUGUUCCAUGGCCACAACAUCUGCUUACUGUCAUCGGGUGGUGGUAAUACCAGCGGUUCGGCGGGUGGCAAUGGCCUUGGUAGCGGUGGAUGUUCCAGUGGCGUAG